Messenger RNA from Telopea speciosissima, 1484 nucleotides. RefSeq names its product putative methyltransferase C9orf114. The coding region runs from base 34 to 1149 and encodes 371 amino acids. The record is from RefSeq and is a predicted model, not a curated record. Lineage: Eukaryota; Viridiplantae; Streptophyta; Magnoliopsida; Proteales; Proteaceae. The transcript is spliced from 11 exons.
AGAGAAGAAGAGAAGAAGAGAAGAUCGACGACAAUGGGAAAGAAGAAGAGGAGAGAGAGAACCGAAACCGAUGCUGAGAAUGGAGAAGAGAAGAACGAGCUAAAAAAUGGAGCAAACGUUAAGCUCAUCAAUGGAGACGCAGAAGGAAACAAAGAGGAGAAAAAGAAGAAGAAGAGAAAGCAGGAGAACAAUAACGACACGACCAAGGAGAUACCAACAGUCAGCAUCGCUGUGUCUGGCUCCAUCAUCGAUAACGCACAGUCGCUCGAACUGGCGACUCGAUUGGCUGGUCAGAUAGCUCGAGCUGCUACCAUUUUUCGAGUCGAUGAGGUGAUAGUAUUCGACAAUAAGAGUGUUUCGGUAGAUGAUUCUAGUCGUACGACAGCAGGGGAUGCUGAUGGCAGUGAAACUGGUGCUCCAUUUCUUGUAAGGAUAUUGCAGUAUCUCGAGACACCUCAGUAUCUAAGACGAAAUCUCUUCCCUUGGCAUAACAGCUUAAGAUUUGUGGGAUUGUUGCCACCUCUUGAUGCUCCACACCAUCUACGCAAGCAUGAAUGGGCUCCUUAUCGGGAAGGUCUAACAUUGACGGAGAAAGCUAGAGACUCUAUGAAAACACUAGUUGAUGUUGGUCUAAGUAAGAAUGUUGUCAUUGACCAAGUAAUUGAUCCUGGAAUUCGGGUUACUGUAGCUAUGGGAAGCAACCGCCAUUUGGAACAAGAUUAUUACAAAGUUGUGAAAUCGUCUGAGCCUAGGGAAAUGGGAUUUUACUGGGGUUACAAAGUGCGAUAUGCUUCCAAUAUCACCUCUGUGUUCAAGCAAUGCCCAUAUGAGGGUGGAUAUGAUCAUACGAUUGGAACAUCAGAGCAUGGUCUCAUUGUUAAUUCAUCUGAGCUCACUCUACCUAAAUUCAGGCACUUGUUGAUUGCUUUUGGUGGACUUGCUGGGUUAGAGGAAAGCAUUGAAGAAGACAGUAAAUUAAUGGGAAAAGAUGUGCAUCAGGUUUUUCAUUCAUACCUAAAUACAUGUCCUCAUCAAGGGAGUAGAACAAUCCGAACUGAGGAAGCCAUUUUCAUAUCCCUGCAGUAUUUUCAGGAACCAAUUAACCGUGCAGCGCAGAGAUUUGAACAUCAGAAUCUGUCUAAUCCAUGAUAUUGAGUGCACAGAAUUGAUGAAUCCAAUGACAUGAUCCCUAGUGUACCAUGAUGCCCACCAUUUGUGGGGAGAAGUCAGCUUUGAUCUUCCUCCCCCAAACAGACAAACCCAGGAGAAUAUGAAGAGAAGAAUGAUGGGUUUGAAAUAUUUCUUGUGGAAGCAUCCUGAUUCAACAAGAUGGGCUCCCUUGUAGGCUGGGUAAUUGCUUUUUUUUCCCUACUAAAAUAGACAUUGCAUUUGAAUAUUUUUGGAACUAUGCACUUUGGAUAUGCAAUAUAAGGCCUGGGUCUUUGUAUUUAGAUGUCUGUUGCUCCUUUCUUUGUGGUUUUAUA